AUGAUCAUACUAUACAGUGGUGGUGGAGGUUAUGACUGGAUGCAGCACGUUAGACCCUCAGAUGAUCCCAAAGUUUGGGAAAACUUGCGACAUAUUGUGAGAGCGUUCAAAGCGGACUCUGAGUCUACCUCGCUAGUUGAGUUGGCUAGUGGAGUAGAGAAAAGAACAUUUAAAAAGAUCUGCCUAGAGGAAUGUGUGGGGUUCUCUGAAAAAAGCUCUGUUCUACUCCGACCCUCUGCCGAAGCUCUGAGCCUUGACCUCCUCGGUGCAGUCACCGUACUCUUGAAGGCGAACGGGGGCCAAGCACAAACCAAUUAUCUGUACCGGAUGUUGACUGAGGAGUACCCGCACACUUUGGCCGAGGUGAAGGAGAAAUCCAUACGCAAUGGUUCUGGAGCCAAGAACUUAGGAACUCACCUAUCUGCCGUGGGGAACCAUCUGUACGAUACCCAUAUAAGUAAAGGUAAAGCGGUCAGUUUUACUUUGAGAGAAUACCAACCAGCCGAUGGUGAGGCUCCCCCCUCACCCGUCCCAGCAUUCUAUGCUGAACCGAAGUUAAAUAUGGAUGUGAUAGCCAAGACUCUAGGAGACGUCAGAGAAGCGCUGAAAGGAGUCUCGCGCAAACAGUCAAUGCACACACUGCUGGACGGGUCACCCUGGUCAGGGCGGGUUCAAUACGACGGAUGGCUGCAACAAGCGCAGACAAGAAUCCGUGAAAGUCAGGCAGGUGCAUUGUAUGGGACUAUGCUGUCUCAAAGAGAACGCCUGCCAGCCUACGCGCAUCGCAGUCACAUUCUCGCCACACUGCUCAGUAACAGAGUCACCGUAGUGCUAGGCGCCACCGGAUGCGGAAAGACUACUCAGAUACCACAGCUGCUGCUGGAUGAGAUGAUACUCGAGCGAAACGAAGACGUGCGCAUAGUGUGCACACAACCUCGCCGCAUCAGUGCCGUCAGUGUUGCUGAGAGAGUGGCAGACGAGCGUGCUGAACGUAUAGGAGGCUUUGUAGGGUACCAAAUAAGAUUCGAAAAGGAAGUCACGGAGUCGACCCGGUUGCUCUACUGUACGAUAGGUGUGCUGCUGCAACAGCUUCAAUCGGACGCGAACUUGAGUGCGUACACGCAUGUCUUUAUAGACGAGGUGCAUGAGAGAGAGAUGAGUUCAGACUUUCUCAUGCUGUGCCUCCGAGACAUCCUCAGACAACGGCCACAGCUGAACGUGGUUCUCAUGUCGGCCACGCUUGAUCCGACAAUCUUUGAAACUUAUUUCAGCGAAUUCAACCCGGCUACUCUCCAGAUUCCCGGGAAAACCAACUAUCCCAUUGACGAGCACUUCUUGGAGGAUGUGUUGGCUGCGUCUAAUCAUCAUAUUGAGGUGCUGCGUGAUAGCCGCGGCAACAUACUGACCGAGAAAGAAGACCCCGAAACCCCACGCUUAACGAAACAAGAGAUUCAGGCCAGGCUGCAAUGCAAGCCGCAUGUGGCCCAGAGCAUCUUCAAUCUGGAAAGCAGCCCAUUCGCCACCACGAACGCUGAGCUGGUCGCAUCCACGGUCGCCUUCAUACACCGCACUCGACCACCUGGAGCCAUGCUAGUGUUCCUGCCGGGCUACAAAGAAAUCACCGAUGUAAAGGCUCUGCUAGAGAAAGAUCAGAGUAUGUGGGUCUUGCCGUUAUACUCGUUGCUGCCGGUGCCAGAUCAGAAGUUAGUAUUUCAGUCACCCCCGCCAAAUCGCACCAAGGUUAUUCUCAGCACAAAUCUAGCGGAGACGUCCAUCACCAUCGACGACAUUGUGUAUGUCAUUGACAGCGGCAAAUGUCGUGUGACCGAAUACCUCACCGACAUGCACAUUCAGGCACUCGUUACUGCACUGAUCAGCAAGGCCAACUGCCAACAGCGCAGGGGCCGUGCUGGCAGGUGUCAGCCUGGUGAGGUCUAUAGAUUGUACACGCGUUAUAAUCAGGAGGCGAUGAAGGAUAUGAUCGAGCCAGAGAUGAGACGAACACCGGUAGAGGAACUGUGCUUGAUGGUCAAGGUGCACAAACUAGGGCUGAUCCGCCCGACACUUACCCGCGCACUGGAUCCGCCAGAGCUGUCUACCGUCGACAACGCAGUGACCUUGCUGGAAGGCAUAGGUGCACUUGACAAGGAUGAGAAUAUGACCCACCUGGGUGAGAAACUGGCGUCGCUGCCAUUGCAUCCUCGUCUGGGCAGACUCAUCCUGUAUGGCCAUCUCAUGGGAUGUCUCGAUUGGGCCUGCAUCGUGGCCGCAUUCAUUUCAUACAAAAGCCCUUUUUUUGCGCCAUUGGGUCGUGAGUACGAGGCCAACAUGGCGAAGGCUAGUUUAGCUGGUUUGUGCAUGUCAGAUCACAUCACGCUUCUUAAGACCUACGCAACAUGGCGUUCGCUUAUGGGUGACCGACGUAUGCAGAAUAAGUUCUGCACCGAGCAUUUCAUUUCGCAGACUACCAUGAAAUUUGCACACAGCUUAGUAGGGGAUAUCAAGGCCAUGUGCACGAAGUUAGGGUUGAGGGAUGGGGGGGUUAGAAACGAUGCCGUCUUCCGAGCUGUGAUGGGUAUCGGCCUGUGGCCCAGCGUUGCAGCCAAGAACAGGAAAUCCGUUUCCGCAUACCUGGGGGAUUCGCUUUCUCGUGUGGAGAUACAUCCAGGAUCAGUGAACUUCAAGAUCCCAAAAGAGAUGAGAAGCGAAGCCAUGACGGCAUGGUACUCCUAUUACCAGAUUAUGAGGACUGCAAAGACGUUUGUUUACGAUUCCACACUCUUAGAACCGGCCAUGACACUACUGUUGGCGCCUGACGUGAAAAGGGUCUGCGAACGUGACGGGAGAGGAGUGUUCUAUGAGAUCGGCAACACAGAGCAGUCGGUGGUGAUUCCUUCGCAUGCCGAAGUAGAUGUUCUGGAAUUGCGGAAAGGUAUUGCGGAGCUGUGUGACACUGCGAUCGGUGCACCGGUGGAUAGUCCAAAGCUUUUAGCGGCGUUUGAUACCGUUCGCGAUUUACUCGUGGCGCAUUCUUUCAGCGCUGACAGACUUUCUGGUGAACCUUCGGGUGUGCGAUCGAGCACAUUUGAUGAUGGCGCUAAGUAUAGGAAUACUCAGAGAGGUGGCCACGGUGAUAGUCGAGGUGGACGUACAGUUAGAGGUGGGUAUAGGGGUACGAGCCGAAGCAACCAAGAACUGGAUCGCUCACAUACACGCCGACAUGAAGGUUGGAAUGGAUACAGGAAUAACAGCGCCAAUCAAUACGGAUAUGAACCUCCUGAUCGAUAUGGCAGUAGGCGCAGGGCUGGCGGUAGAGAUAGCGAUGAGAGAGCUGAUCACGAACGAGCGGGCAGCAAUAGACAACGGCCAUACCAUUAUCAAGGAACGCCAAGGUAGCGAUCUGGAGGUAGGCGCAAGACCUGUAAUGGGUGCAGCCAAGAGAAAUUUAUUAACGAACACGGCAAGGGGGUAGACAGUGGACGAUGGCGAAUAUACUAAACAAAGUUUGGUAGGUCAUAAGCAGGUUGUAGAGAUGGCGAUGAGCGAGUCGAGUCACAGUCUCCGAACGUAUCUAUAUCCAGGAAAUGGAUGUUGGGGUAUUUGUUGAAAACACAUUGCUAUUGAUAGGUUUGAAGAGUGUCAGGGAUAAUGGGAACGAGAUGAUGGUAGCUGACCGCGGAGCACUCGAUGCCAGAAGCUCGAAAAAGGCAAUACGGCGGUAAGCACAAUGCCUGCGGAAGAAGCAGCAAGAUAGAACUGGUAAUGCAGAGAGAAGAGCGCUGCCAGAGCGUUGAAUUGGCUAAGUAGUAUGCCCUGUGGAAUUUGGGUCAGCACGCACUCCGUAUCAGGCUCUUGCUUCCGCUUGCUACGUAAAUUUAGUGGGACAAUCUUAUGCUAUAUGAUUUUCUGGCCCCGGUAGUAGCCGAUGUGUGUCCUCGCCGCCGAUUCCAGAAGUAAGGUGCACAGUCAAUGCGUUGCAGGGAGUCGUUCCCAUCCGCUGGUCGGUUUACUUUUUGACUAGUUCGUUGUGGUUGCUAGGACUAGGACGGGUUGUUAUUUUAGCUCUGCCUGCCUAGUAAGUACUGUAUUGAAACCAAACAUCACAUCUACCAGAGAAGACACAAUGGAUGCAACCGAUGGCGAAAUCGAUAGAUGCGUUGCUGACACAUCAUGAUGUGUUUUGGUGUUCGUAAGCUAGAUGCACAUAUAUGACAUCUUUUGAAUUUUUGUUAUAAUAGCCCACUUAGCGAAGCUCUGCCUACCAUUUUGCCGGGUUGCUCUCUAGAGCUGUAUUUGGCCUACUGGGAAGCCUGACAUGUCGCUUUGGCAUGAAGCGCUUUUGCAUCGCCACCCGCUGAGCUGUAGCCUUCCUGUAUCAGCAGAGAAGUACAUGUGCUGGAUACCGGGCGAGCACAUUAAGCGUCAGUCUGGAUAGUAAUUUACCAACAAAGUCCACUGACUCUGUUGAUUAUCGCAGAGUACAUCGUGAUUUAAUCACUGGAGAAGAAUAUGAACUGGGUUUUUGAGUUUUCAGUAGCUGUACGUUGAAAAAAAUAUCUCAAUUCGUCACAUGAUGUGGAUUUCGAGUAUAUUGGGGCUGAGGAAUUUCAUCGCUAGGAAUACAAAUACUCCUGUGCCUGCUUUUCUUGUGUACUUAUAAUUUGUCAAAAAAUGUAUGUUACGUAUUUAACAUCUAGUUCUGACCAGAACUACGAAUUAAAAAAUACACAAAUUGCC
This is a messenger RNA of Sphaeroforma arctica JP610, 4737 nucleotides long. RefSeq lists its product as hypothetical. Gene Ontology annotation, cellular component: intracellular anatomical structure; nucleus. The transcript has 19 exons. Lineage: Eukaryota; Ichthyosporea; Ichthyophonida. The record is from RefSeq and is a predicted model, not a curated record. Gene Ontology annotation, molecular function: RNA binding; ATP binding. Bases 1 to 3396 code for a protein of 1131 amino acids.